Pieris napi is the source of this 1185-nucleotide messenger RNA. RefSeq lists its product as uncharacterized. The coding region runs from base 92 to 1072 and encodes 326 amino acids. The record is from RefSeq and is a predicted model, not a curated record. Gene Ontology annotation, biological process: DNA integration. NCBI's taxonomy places the organism in Eukaryota, Metazoa, Arthropoda, Insecta, Lepidoptera, Pieridae. The transcript has 2 exons. Gene Ontology annotation, molecular function: nucleic acid binding.
AUUGUUAUCUUCAAUAAGAGAAGUUUAUUGGCCUAUCGGUGGUAGAAAUUUAGCAAAGGCUACUUAUAGACGAUGUAUCAGGUGUACACGCAUGAAAGGAAAGAUUGAAGCUCCUAUUAUGGGUAAUUUACCCCAGCGUCGAGUAACUCCCGGUAACUAUCCUUUUGAGUCUGUUGGCGUGGACUAUGCAGGUCCUAUUGCUUCUGUCAGUCGUCAAGGUCGAGGCUCUCGUAUUGUCAAAGUUUAUAUAGUUAUAUUUGUAUGUUUUACGACUAAAGCAUUACAUCUGGAAUUAGUGGGUGAUUUGACAAGUAACAGUUUUAUUUCUACUUUUCGUCGAUUCAUUGCUCGUCGGGGUAAACCAUUGCACUUAUAUUCAGAUAAUGGUACUACAUUUGUUGGGGCUUGUAAAGAUUUAGCUAAUUUCUUAAUGCAUAACUCUGACUCUCUUGCCACUGAUCUCAUCAAUGAUGGCAUAAACUUUCAUUUCAUACCUGCGUAUUCACCACAUUUUGGUGGGAUUUGGGAGGCAGCAGUUAAAUCUACGAAAUACCAUUUAUUAAGAGUAUUAGGGAACUCUAAAUUAACUUUUGAAGAAUUGUAUACAGUUUUAACGCAAAUAGAAGCUAUUUUAAACUCACGACCACUCACUCCCUUAUCAACGCACCCUGAAGAUCUGACCCCACUGACCCCUGGACAUUUUUUGAUCGGACGUCCACUCACAGCUAUUCCAACUGAAAGUUAUGUAGACCACAAUUUUACUCAUCUUUCAAGAUUUCGAAGAAUUGAACAGCUUCGUCAACAUUUCUGGACACGAUGGAGCAAGGAGUAUAUCUCAGAACUCCAAAAACGGACAAAAUGGCAAACCCAAGGAAACCCUUUGCAAAUUGACUCACUUGUUUUGCUAAAGGAGGAAAAUCUGCCACCUAUGAAAUGGAAGCUGGGUCGCAUCGUGGCGCUCUUUCCUGGUGCAGAUGAUGUUGUUCGUGUCGCAGAAAUUUGUCCAUUGCCGAGUGGAUUGGUUGAAGCCAAGCCUUCAACGCCUGGGGGCAUGUUGGUGCAUAGCGCCUGAAUACUAUUGAGUAGCAACUACUACAAAUGUCUUCACUGCUACAAACAGAACAAGGGCGUGCUUUAGUUUGUAGUAUUACUAAUUCAUUCCAAUUACACCUCUGUACAAAGAAA